Molecule: messenger RNA, 823 nt
Organism: Amoebophrya sp. A120
Lineage: Eukaryota; Dinophyceae; Syndiniales; Amoebophryaceae
Source: the annotation of a GenBank genome assembly
CUUUGCCGGAGAGCAGUGUUGGCAUGUCGAAGAGAAUUUGCAACUCGCUAGCAAGAAAGAGUCACAAUUGUGCACCUGGAAAGACGUGGGCGAGCGGAUAAUAUCAGUCUUGUGAAGAUGAAUACAAGUUACCUACGUACAAAAAGAAAUCUUCUUUCACAUAACAAGUCGCAUGUACAUAUGCUGCAGCAUUCUUGUUCCCGCAAAGCCAGGUUUUACGCUGUCCCCUUGAGCGCGUGAAACAGGGAAACUGAAGAAUUUUCAAGGAGAACGAAAUAGUCAGGCCGUGCAGUUGUAAUAAAGUUCGAGAGUACAACAGAACUAGGAAAUUGUUCGGGAUUCAUUUGAAGCAAAUAGAGAACGUCGUAGCGCGAAAGAAUGGCGACGGCAGCGGAUCACAUGCUGUUCAUCCAGGAAAAGGUGAACCCGGUGUUGGAACAGCUCGUCACGCAGAUGCUGCUCGACCGACCAGAAGACCCGUCAGCCUUCAUGCUGGCGUGGUUGAAGGAAAAGCACAAAGAGUCGGGCUUUCCGCCGGUUUCCACCAGUGGCGAGUCACUCGAGGAGCUGCGACAAACUUUGGCAGAGUACUUUUUUUUUUUGGCCUCAGUACUUCGUAAUCGUAUUGAUUGGUAGUGUAGUCGGAUAUUGAUUUAGCACAUGAGAAAAUUUUUAGUUCGGCAGAGUCGUGAACAUGGGAAUCAGUGUGCUUGUACCUAUGCUGACCUAUCAGUGCGAAAAAUGAAGUGAGGACACUGAAAUCUUCCCAACAGCCUCCAAUCGAAGAAAGCCGACCUGGAAUCGAAACUGCAAUAAAGGAGAU